UCUUCCAAUAGCCACAGAAACGCAGAAACAAAAUAAAAUAUCAGAGAGACAGAGAGAGAAUCAGAAGCAAGAAGAAAGAAGAAAAUUUCUUCCUACAAAGAUUACAUCAAUUGACGCUGUCUGUCUCUUCUUCUUCUUCUUCUUACUUCACUAUCAUCGCUGUGUGUUUCUCUUUCUCUUCCUUCUUAUCCGAAAUUGUGUAAAGCUUCAAUUUUUUUUUCUUUUCCAAUGGGUUUUCUAGACUCCCGAUUGAAAUUGUAAUCUGGGGUUUUCGUGUUCCGACCAAACCCAAAGAAGAAAGGUUUAAACUUUUCGCUCUAGAACCCACAUGGGAUUGGCACUGAAUAGUAGAAGACGAAGAAGAAGAAGAAGAACAGUGAUACCAGUUCGCUACGACUAUGUCCAUAACCCAAUCUCCAGCAUCGCUCUUCACCGCCGCCACCGAGGAGAAAGAAGGAACCUUUAACAACGCUCGUUGUCACUCGCUAUGGAUCAGAGAAGCGUUAGACGAGCUUCCGCACAGUUUCACGAUCACCGACCCGUUCAUCUCGGGCCACCCGAUCGUUUUCGCCAGCCCCGGGUUCCUCAAGAUGACCGGGUACUCUCGGGAAGAGGUCAUCGGGAGAAACGGGAGGGCGUUCCAGGGUCCCAAGACCAACCGGAGAUCGAUCAUGGAGAUCCGCGAGGCGAUUCGCGAGGAGAGGCCCGUUCAGGUGAGCCUCUUGAAUUACCGCAAAUCCGGAUCUCCGUUUUGGAUGCUGUUCCAUAUGAUCCCUGUGUUCGGGAGUGACGAUGGGAGAGUGAUCCAUUUCGUCGCCGUUCAGGUCCCCAUUUCGGGACAGAAAUUGAGAAACGGGUCGGUGUCGGAUGUGUCGGGUCUGUCGGAAAUGGUGUUGGGUUCUUGUCGGAGAGAGGUUUGCUUGGGUAGUUACGUGCAUCAGGAGGAACGAGCUUUACCAGUGGAAUGCGAUGAACAAGAGUUAGAGAACUGGGAACAUUGUGAAGCUAGUGAAUCCGAGAAGCUUAAAUCUGCUGAAGCAGUUAGCAAUGUGUUAGCUACUCUGACGCGGUACAGCGAGUUUGCUGGCAGAUUAGUAUGUGGGAAGCGGAACUGUUUGCGUGGAUCAGAUUACUGCUUAAGCUCCUCGUUAGUUAUAUCACUCGGUAGAAUCAAACAUAGUUUCGUAUUAACCAAUCCGUGCUUACCAGACAUGCCUAUCGUUUAUGCUAGUGAUGCCUUUUUGACAUUGACUGGUUACAAGAGACAUGAAGUGUUGGGACAGAAUUGUAGAUUUCUGAGUGGGGUUGAUACAGACUCCUCGGUACUCUACGAGAUGAAGGAAUGCAUUCUAAAGGGGAAACCAUGCACAGUGCAAAUAUUAAAUUACAGUAACAGAAAAGAUAAGAGCACGUUCUGGAAUCUUCUUCAUAUAUCGCCAGUUCGUAAUGCUUCAGGCAAGACAGCAUAUUUUGUAGGGGUUCAGAUGGAAGCAAGUUGCAGAGAUACUGAAAGUAAAGAUCUGAGGCCGGAGACAAGGCAACUGAGUGUGGUUGGUGCGGUCAGAGUUGCGGUCAGGAGCUCUUUCAUGGUGACUUGUUGAUAGUUACAUACGCCACGAAGAACAUGUAUUUUAGAGUGUAUACGGAGUGAAUUCAACGUAGCAUCUCUAUAAAUCAUUAUUGUACAUGAACAUAAGGUGUUUAUUGAGAUAAUUAAAACUUGGUCCUUUUUUA
This is a messenger RNA of Raphanus sativus (radish), 1734 nucleotides long. Its product is annotated as protein TWIN LOV 1. The transcript is spliced from 7 exons. Bases 399 to 1601 code for a protein of 400 amino acids. Gene Ontology annotation, cellular component: nucleus. The record is from RefSeq and is a predicted model, not a curated record. NCBI's taxonomy places the organism in Eukaryota, Viridiplantae, Streptophyta, Magnoliopsida, Brassicales, Brassicaceae.